Molecule: messenger RNA, 489 nt
Organism: Acaulospora colombiana
Lineage: Eukaryota; Fungi; Glomeromycota; Glomeromycetes; Diversisporales; Acaulosporaceae
Source: the annotation of a GenBank genome assembly
AUGAAAAAUAGGUUCAGAGAACUUUUCAAUGUUCGUCAUCUGUGCAAACAAUGGAACUCGUUGGUACCAGUUGUUGUACAAGAGGAACUUUCAGAAGUAGAUGGAAAGGGAUGGAACCUGCUUGCCGCAUACCAAGAUAACAGACUAAAGUGGGCAUACCUAGAUCCUUUUCAAUUGACAUAUAAUGAUGAAUCAAAAACCAUCUAUGGUGAAUUUCAAGAUUUCCCGUCAAUUCCCAUUAAACCUUAUGUUUGUUUUGCGUUGGUGUUUGAUCACAAGAGAACCGGUAGGAAACUCAAGUAUAAAGAUUUUUGGGGAUUGCCCUGGCCACAAACCAACAAUCAAAGUGAAGAUUGGUAUGUUAAGGAAGGAAGUGGUGUGUGUUUUCGGCGAAGGUCUGAUGGUGAGCAUGUUCAAGUGGUCGGAUUGAAGGUUGGGGCGAUAAAGUUUUUGGGAUAUUUGGAUCAAUAUUCAGAGAUUACGUACUAA